Messenger RNA from Gambusia affinis (western mosquitofish), 1619 nucleotides. RefSeq names its product centromere protein P. NCBI's taxonomy places the organism in Eukaryota, Metazoa, Chordata, Actinopteri, Cyprinodontiformes, Poeciliidae. The record is from RefSeq and is a predicted model, not a curated record. Gene Ontology annotation, biological process: CENP-A containing chromatin assembly. The transcript is spliced from 9 exons. Gene Ontology annotation, cellular component: chromosome, centromeric region; nucleus. Bases 132 to 1022 code for a protein of 296 amino acids.
UUAAAUUAGCCUUUUAAUGGUUGGAAACAACUUUAAUGUGGCCGAAUUUAAACGGCCACCAGAAUUCUCUGGUUACUUAUAAGUUGAAUUUUAUUGUGUUUCUUAAUAAAUAAAUACGGAAGAAGAGGAAGAUGAGUGAGGAGAAUGCAGAGGAGGUGAAGCAGCUGGAGGCUGAGGUGAAGCUGCUGCAGGCAGAGAUCAGAGCUCUGCAGCAGCAGCGACAGGACAGCUGGGAAAACUUCUCCUUCCAGUUCAGGGGACAGAUGCAGCAUGCUCUAGCGUUUGUCUGUGGACGGACGCAGGACCUGGAGGAGACGGUGGUGUCCAGGCUGAAGGAGGAGGUGGAGCAGCUGGAGAAGGACUUGAAGCUGCAGACUCAGAUGAAUGGCAUCAGCUUGAACAGCUGCAUCACAAAGACCCUGCAGAGCCGCGGUCGGGAGGUGGUCCACCAGGUCUGUCUGUCAGGCUGCAGCUCUGAGCUGGUCUUCCAGGUUGAGUUCCAGCUUUCUGAGCUCAAGGAUGGAGCCAGAACAGAGCGGAGAAUCAGAGAUCUGAAUCUGGUGCUGGACUCCAGUGACCUGCAGAGCCUCAGCAGUUUCCUGUCCAGGGUGGAGGAGACCCGGGAACUCCUGUUGUUCUUCAGAACCAUCAGGAGUUUCUCAGAGAAAUGCGACGAUCGGACCAGAACCUUCCAGCACUUCCAGGAGAAGUUUCCCUCCAUCGUGUCUCUUCCCGAAGGCUGCGGCUCAGAGGUCAUGACCUUGAAUCAUCCCGAGCUUCCAGGCUGCGGCUUCUUCAUUCACUGGUGCAUGGAUGUUUCCACAGGGGGCGCCGUCACGCCCAAGAUCCAGCUGCUGUCAAAGAUCCCAGAGAAAGCUCUGCAGAUGUUCCCCAGUCAGCCAGCAGGAGGCGGUGCUGCAGAGGCCUUUCAGAGCCUGCUGAGGAUUCUGGGACCUAAAGCCGCCAUGGAGUCCAUCAUCAGAGCCGUCAGCCUCUCAGAGAGAGACGAACUCAGCGAUUAGCAGCUCCAGAGGUUCUGCUGGACCUCAGCUGAUCCUGAACCAGAACUUUAUUUCCUGUCCUGGACGAGAGAGACGCACUGAAAGCAGACAAACCAGCAGAACUCUUUGGUCCAAAUCUACAAAAAUAAAAUAAAUGAUUUUGGUAGAAAACACCAGACAGCUGUUUGGAUCCUCAAAAAGUUUCUUUUGCUUUGAUUUACACACCGAGGUUUCAGAAGUCUGCAGGAAUCGCAGAGCUGAUGACCUAUGACCCCAGCGAAUGUUGAGGAUCCUGGGAAAUGACCACGGUUUCAAUCCUACUUUUUAGACAGAGAAAUAAAAUUUAGAUCCUGAUUAAAAAUUUGUUUAAAAAGUUCUAAAGAACCAGCAGAUUUAAUUGAGUUUGCAGCUCAUUUUCUCUCUGCAGGGACCUGAAAUCAGCCAACUUCUUCCAAAUGUUGAGUGUUCCUGCCAGGGUUAUAAUAGUUGAUAAACAUCACAACUCAUAAUAUUUUAGGUUCUCAACACCUGAAAGAUGCUGAGAACCUGGAGCUCCAACUGCUGCCUUUAUUCUGCAUCCAAGUUUAUCCUGAUGGACUGAAACCAUAAAGAUUAACA